AUGGCGAAGCUCCUGCGUGCGUACGAGGUCCUCUCCGACGAGCGCAAAAGAGAGCUCUACGAUCAAACCGGCGUCAUCCCGGGCGACCCGCUCAACCCCCGAGGCUACUCCGUGGAUGAGAUCUUCGACCACUUCCACCAACCCGCGCCGAUCUUCUCCAAAAGCCCGACGCUGGAGUCGGUGCAGCUGCUCGAGCGCAUCCUCGCCUUCCGCGGCGACCGCUUGUUUCUCUUUCAGGUCUACGACGACGGCUGCAAGGCGUGCCGGACCCUCGCCCCGGUCUGGGAGUCGUUCCAACUCAGCGCGGUCGUGGAGGCGGGGAUGGUGGAGAUGUAUCGCCUCGACGCGGCCUCCGCCGAGGGCGCCACGCUGCUCGCGCGGCUUCGGAUGAAGUACCGUGGCUCGCCGAUCGUCUUCUCGUACGUGGAUGGGGCGCGGUGGGACUUCCACGGUCUCAAGGCCGGGCUCCACUCGGGUAGUCAAAGUGAGCUGCAUCGGCGGUUUCAAGAUUUCGUGAUCGGUUUCUUCCACGCGGCGACGUCCAAGAUCCGCGAGAUCGGGGAUAACGACACGAACGGGCUGCUGGGCUUUCUGAGUGAGCCGCGCUCGGCGGAGCGGCCGAUGCGGGUGCUCCUCCCACGGUAUCUUUCCUCGGAGCUCAUCCCGCUCGCGCUGGGGGGGCGCUAUCCGGGGGUUGAAAUUUGCCGGACCCCAUACAAGUUGAUCGCGCGUCUGGUGCAGCACUGCGGGUUGGAGGUCGACGUGCGGAACCGCCUCGGCGAGGAGGUGGCGGUCCCCGCGUUGAUGGUCCUCUCGACGGCGGCGUUGCCGCUGCAGGGGAACCGGAGUGAUUCGCUCGCGGAGCUGGCGAGCUGCGACGGCGUCCACGUCGGGGCGUCCGUCGCGCUGACGUUCGAAAAGGCCUCCAGUUUCGUGAAGUCUUUCACCCCGCCGCGGCAUGCCGGGAUGGGCGAUGUGCCCUACCUCGAUUCGAUGAGCUUUUACGAGGUGUGCAAGACAAACUGCAUGGUGUGGAUUCGACGGAGCUGCUCGACGGAGCCCCAUCGGCCCACGGCGGAUCCGGACGUGCCAACAAUGGUGGAGCUACUCAAGCGCGAUUAUUACUCCUUCAAAACCGGUUACCUCUGUGCGGACGAGCACCCCCAGCUGUUGGGGCGCUUUCCGGAGCUCGAGAGCUCGCGCGGGCCGGUUCUUUUUGCGCUUUUAGACAGCGACGACGCCGUGCCGUGGUGGCUUUCGGGGCUUUCCGAAACCCCUGCGCGGGAGCUCACCGCGGCGGAUGUCGACCGCGCCCUCUCCGCGCUGCUGAGUGGGGGCGAGGAAGGGCCGCGGGGGGCCGUCGCGAGGGCUGGACCGCGCCUCGCCUCGCUUCUCUCACCCACGCGCUUCACGAUCUCGACGACGCGCGCCUACCUCCACAUGCUCGCGGGCUUUGAUGAGACGAUCGGGUCUCUUAUCAAGAACUUCAUGCCCUUCUUGCUGAUGUAUAUCGUGCAUACGUGGGUAUGGAAUCCGAUGAACGAUCGGGAGGCGGCUGCGGCGAGGGCCCCCCGCGGUGGUGAGCGUCCGGCGGCUAGUGGGGAGAGGAGGGAGAGGAGUUCCAACCGCAUUCCGGCCUUUUCCACUGCGGACUUGACGGAUGCAAGGGGAGGGAGGGGCUUUCUGAUUCUCCUCCUCGACGAGCGCGCAGAUCCGGGCGGGGCGAUGUCGCCCUCGCACCUGGCGUCGGAUGCGCGCUUCACCCUGCGCGUUGUCGGCCCCGACCACAUGGAGUGGCGGCAGUGGAUGAGGGAGACGCCGGAGGGGGAGGAUCGCAGCGAAGCGAACGGGGUGGAUCCCGGGUUGACGGUUUUGGCAAUUCGAAAGUCGAAAAUGAAGGCGGCGAGGAAGCCUCGCGGGCAGAGCCUCGACUCUUUUCUUGGAGAUUUACUUGAUGGAAGUCUCUCUCCAAGUGAGAAUCUCCCCAGCUGGGCGUUUCAAUAG
Phytomonas sp. EM1 is the source of this 2004-nucleotide messenger RNA. The record is from the annotation of a GenBank genome assembly. NCBI's taxonomy places the organism in Eukaryota, Euglenozoa, Kinetoplastea, Trypanosomatida, Trypanosomatidae.